Molecule: messenger RNA, 1854 nt
Organism: Microcebus murinus (gray mouse lemur)
Lineage: Eukaryota; Metazoa; Chordata; Mammalia; Primates; Cheirogaleidae
Gene: GAL3ST4
Product: galactose-3-O-sulfotransferase 4
Biological process (GO): glycolipid biosynthetic process
Cellular component (GO): membrane
Molecular function (GO): galactosylceramide sulfotransferase activity
Source: RefSeq, a predicted model, not a curated record
CACAUGGGCCCUCUGUCUCCUACCAGGACAAUGCGGCUCUGGGGGCCUCGGAGCCUGGGGGUGGCUCUGGGAGUCUUCAUGACCAUCGGAUUUGCCCUCCAGCUCUGGGGGGGGCCCUUCCAGAGGAGGCUCCGACAGCCCUGGGCCCCAUCCCCUCCACCAGCAGCUCAGUCCUGCCCACCCCGGCAGCGGCUUGUGUUCCUGAAGACGCAUAAAUCCGGGAGCAGCUCUGUGCUGAGCCUGCUGCAUCGCUACGGGGACCGGCAUGGGCUGCGCUUCGCCCUGCCUGCCCGCUACCAGUUCGGCUACCCGAGGCUUUUCCAGGCCUCUCGGGUCAAAGGCCACCGCCCCCAGGGUGGAGGCACCCAGUUCCCCUUCCACAUCCUCUGUCACCACAUGAGGUUCAACCUGAAAGAGGUACUUCAGGUCAUGCCUUCUGACAGCUUCUUCUUUUCCAUUGUCCGAGACCCUGCUGCUCUGGCCCGUUCUGCCUUCUCCUACUAUAAAUCCACCUCAUCAGCCUUUCGCAAGUCACCAUCCUUGGCUGCCUUCCUGGCCAAUCCUCGAGCCUUCUACCGGCCUGGGGCCCGUGGGGACCACUACGCCCGCAACUUAUUAUGGUUUGACUUUGGCCUCCCCUUUCCUCCAGAGAUGAGGGCCAAGAAAGGGAAUCCUCUUCCCCCCAGAAACCCCAACCCCCCACAGAUGCAUAUCUUGCGUGCUGGAGCUGGCCCUCGAGCCCAAGCUCUAGAUCCCAAUGCUCUAUUCCAUCCUGUUUCUACUGUUGUUCAUAGUCACAUCCAGAUAACCAGCCCUGCCUCUGUAAAUCUGGGGUCUUUGUCCUUCAUCCAGUGGGGCCUGGCCUGGCUGGACUCUGUCUUUGACCUGGUCUUGGUGGCUGAGUACUUUGAUGAGUCAUUAGUUCUGCUGGCAGAUGCCUUGUGCUGGGAUCUGGAUGACGUGGUGGGCUUCAUUCACAACGCCCAAGCUGGAGGCGAGCAGGGCCUCAGUGCUGUUGACAACGGUGGACUGACAGCUGAGGAUCGGCAGCUGAAUGCACGGGCUCGGGCCUGGAACAACCUGGACUGGGCUCUCUAUGUUCACUUCAACCAUAGUCUGUGGGCUCGGAUAGAGCAAUAUGGCCAGAAACGGCUGGAGAGAGCUGUGGCCGAGCUCCGGGCUCGCCGAAAGGCCCUGGCCAAACAUUGUCUGGUAGGGGGUGAGGCUGUAGAUCCCAAAUACAUCACUGACCGUCGUUUCCGCCCCUUCCAGUUUGGGUCAGCUAAGGUUUUGGGCUAUGUACUUCAAGGUGGACUGAGCCCCCAAGACCAGGAAGAGUGUGAGCGCCUGGCUACCCCUGAGCUACAAUACAAGGACAAGCUGGAUGCCAAGCAGUUCCCCCCUACAGCCCCACUGCCCCUCAAGGCUUCACAGCUGCUCUCUCCACAGGCAUCAGACUCUAGAUUUAGGCCAAAGAGCAGCUAAGUUGCAAGGGCACAUGUGAUGAGUGCGCAUCAGCUAGAUGUCAUUCUGCCUCCCUCAGAAGGGACAGGACUCAGCCCUGAUGCAGGCCCCAAGUCUUCUGGCCUUGGACUUGGAAUCUCAGUCAUUGGGCUCCCAGCAGUGCCUCUCUCCUCCACCCAUGUUACCCCUUCCCCUUUCCAGCUCCAAGGCAGGUCCUCGUAGCACUCUCCAAAGCUCCCUGGAGGGGCAAAAGAUGUAGUGAGCCCCAGAGAGUUUAGGGCAUGGCGAGUUGGAAUGAUACGUCCAUUUCCCUAUGAAAUAUUUGUUAUUGGGCUAUGUUCAUUUCACUACAAAAUGUUUGUUGAAUGAAUAAAUAAUUUGGAACUUCUA